Messenger RNA from Erinaceus europaeus (western European hedgehog), 12895 nucleotides. RefSeq names its product POU class 2 homeobox 1 (gene POU2F1). Lineage: Eukaryota; Metazoa; Chordata; Mammalia; Eulipotyphla; Erinaceidae. Bases 242 to 2479 code for a protein of 745 amino acids. Gene Ontology annotation, cellular component: nucleus. Gene Ontology annotation, molecular function: RNA polymerase II cis-regulatory region sequence-specific DNA binding; DNA-binding transcription factor activity, RNA polymerase II-specific. The record is from RefSeq and is a predicted model, not a curated record. The transcript is spliced from 18 exons. Gene Ontology annotation, biological process: regulation of transcription by RNA polymerase II.
GCGGCGGCGGCGGCAGCAGAUGAACACAAGACUUCUGACUUUCUCCUCUCAAAUUUCCCAGUAUUUACCUUCACCAUAUACUACUAGUCAGAGAAGGGAGGCUGUUGGAGGGCUUUGAAGUAAGGACUCCUGUGAUAAAAGUGACGUGUUAGAAUUAACACGGUGAUGUGCAAGAUGGUUUGAAAUAGGAGGGCAGAGAUUGGAUCCGUGGAAACCAGAAUAUAAAAAUUAAGACUCAAGAAUGAACACUCCGUCAGAAACCAGUAAACCAUCUUUGGAGAGUGGGGAUGGCAGCACAGGUACACAAACAAAUGGUCUGGACUUUCAGAAGCAACCUGUGCCCAUUGGAGGGGCAAUCUCAACUGCCCAGGCCCAGGCUUUCCUUGGUCAUCUCCAUCAGGUCCAGCUCGCUGGAACAAGUUUACAGGCUGCAGCUCAAUCUUUAAAUGCACAGUCUAAACCCACUGAAGAAUCAGGGGACAUGCAGCAGCCAAGCCAGCCUUCCCAGCAGCCCUCUGUGCAGACAACCAUCCCCCAGACUCAGCUUAUGCUGGCUGGAGGACAGAUAACUGGGUUGACUUUGACGCCUGCCCAGCAGCAACUCCUUCUCCAGCAGGCCCAGGCCCAGGCCCAGCUGCUGGCUGCCGCGGUACAGCAGCAUUCUGCCAGUCAACAGCAUAAUGCUGCCGGGGCCACCAUCUCUGCAUCCGCCGCCACACCCAUGACCCAGAUCCCCCUCUCUCAACCAAUUCAGAUUGCACAGGAUCUCCAACAGCUGCAACAACUUCAGCAGCAGAAUCUCAACCUGCAGCAGUUUGUGUUGGUGCACCCAACCACCAACCUACAGCCUGCGCAGUUCAUCAUCUCACAGACGCCCCAGGGCCAGCAGGGUCUCCUGCAAGCGCAAAACCUUCUAACGCAACUACCUCAGCAAAGCCAAGCCAACCUCCUACAGUCACAGCCAAGCAUCACCCUCACCUCCCAGCAGCCAGCAACCCCAACACGCACGAUAGCAGCAACCCCCAUUCAGACACUUCCACAGAGCCAGUCCACACCAAAGCGAAUGGAUACUCCCAGCUUGGAGGAGCCCAGUGACCUUGAGGAGCUUGAGCAAUUUGCCAAGACCUUCAAACAAAGACGAAUCAAACUUGGAUUCACUCAGGGUGAUGUUGGACUUGCUAUGGGUAAACUAUAUGGAAAUGACUUCAGCCAAACUACCAUCUCCCGCUUUGAAGCCUUGAACCUCAGCUUUAAGAACAUGUGCAAACUAAAACCACUUUUGGAGAAGUGGCUAAAUGAUGCAGAAAAUCUCUCAUCUGAUUCAGCUCUCUCAAGCCCAACUGCCCUGAAUUCUCCAGGGAUGGGAGCUGAGGGCUUAAAUCGGAGGAGAAAGAAACGCACCAGCAUAGAGACCAACAUCCGUGUGGCCUUAGAGAAGAGUUUCUUGGAGAAUCAAAAGCCUACCUCGGAAGAGAUCACCAUGAUUGCUGAACAGCUCAACAUGGAAAAGGAGGUGAUUCGUGUUUGGUUUUGCAACCGCCGCCAAAAAGAGAAAAGAAUCAACCCCCCCAGCAGUGGUGGGACCAGCAGCUCUCCUAUAAAAGCAAUUUUCCCCAGCCCAACCUCACUGGUGGCAACCACACCUAGCCUUGUGACAAGCAGCGCAGCCACCACCCUCACUGUCAACCCUGUCCUCCCUCUAACCAGCGCCACCGUAACUAACCUCUCCAUUACAGGCACUACAGAUACCACCUCUAACAACACUGCAACCGUGAUUUCCACAGCACCCCCUGCCUCCUCAGCAAUCGCAUCUCCCUCCUUAAGCCCCUCCCCUUCUGCCUCAGCCUCCACCUCCGAGGCAUCCAGUGCCAGUGAGACCAGCACAACACAAACCACCUCCACUCCUCUGUCCUCUCCUCUGGGGACCAGUCAGGUGAUGGUGACAGCAUCAGGACUGCAGACAGCAGCAGCUGCUGCCCUCCAAGGAGCCACACAGCUGCCAGCAAAUGCCAGCCUGGCUGCCAUGGCUGCAGCUGCAGGCCUGAGUCCUGGCCUGAUGGCACCCUCACAGUUUGCAGCGGGAGGUGCCUUACUCAGUCUCAAUCCAGGGACUCUGGGUGGUGCUCUCAGUCCGGCUCUGAUGAGCAACAGCACGCUGGCAACCAUUCAAGCUCUUGCUUCUGGUGGCUCUCUUCCAAUAACAUCCCUGGAUGCCACUGGGAACCUGGUCUUUGCCAACGCAGGCGGUGCCCCCAACAUUGUGACUGCACCCCUAUUCCUGAAUCCACAGAACCUCUCUCUGCUCACCAGCAACCCCGUCAGCCUGGUCUCUGCUGCUGCCUCAGCUGGGAGUUCGGGCCCUGUUGCCAGCCUCCAUACCACGUCCGCCUCAGCUGAGUCCAUCCAGAACUCUCUCUUCACAGUGGCCUCCAUCAGUGGGGCUGCUUCUACCACCUCCACCGCCUCCAAGGCCCAAUGAGCAGGGCUGGCAAAAAAUGGAGAGAAGAAGUCACUGAGAGCAAGGAUGGGGCAGGACAACAGUUGCUUAAUUUUGUAUUAAAACACUGUCUUUUCAGGAUUGCUUCAUGGAUUGGAGAACUUUCUAACCAAAAAUUAAAAAAAAAAAAAAAAAAAAAAAAGCAGAAACAAAAAAAAAUCAAAAACAAACAGAAAAGUGAAAGGACUACUUAUCAUUUCCAGCAGUCGUGAUGACAAGUUAAGGUGGGUUACCAAUUCCAAUAUAGGAAAGGGAUUCUUCUUUGCCUAAAUUUCUUUUUUUCUUUAAAAAAAAAAUCAUUUUUAUGGGUCUGUUGUACAGGCCAUGAAGUCAUAACAAGGUGUUUAUAAUCGUAUCGUUUGUUGGGGGUUCCUUUCUUAACUGGUACAAUUUAGGCAGGCCUGUAUUACUGUAUCUCUAUUAUUGUUGUUGUUAUUGUUUAUAUAUAUAUAUAUAUAUAUAUAUAUAUAUAUAUCUUGUUUGAACAUGUUUAUCUCUUGCUCCUGGAUCCUAUUUCAGUGAGCUCCCACACUGUGGGGAGGGAGGGAUUGGGGGUCAGGGGGGACUUGCAUUCUUAACUAUGGGGAAUGUUCUUGUUGGUUUCCAUAUCCUUGAUGACUCUUACAGAGGUGCUAGAAAAUUAUUUUCUUUUGCCACUUAUGCAAGAGGCUUGGUGCAGAAGCUGAAGGCCGUGUGUGCAAACACUCCCACUCCACACACACGCCCCCUCCCCCAUCAGGUGGUGCCUUUGGAGCACUUUUGUGUAGGAAGGAAUUCCUGCUGAACUGUAGCUCUCACUCACCCCAAACCAUUGACUGACCCGGUAGCCCAGUUCCUGGGUUCAGUGGCACUGCAUCUUGCUUCUCUAGAUGGAGUGUGCACUGCGGGCAGGAUGGGCUUUUGGAGAGCAAAGACUACUGCAGACACCUGACUCGGUGGUUCUCCUGAUUCCUUAUCUCCUGAAAAAUGCUCCUACUGUUGGUGUGUGUGUUUGUUUGUUUCAUUUUGUGGAGGUUUUCAUCCAAACUUCCUGUGACUUAAACUUGGCAAAGAACAAAUUGAUUCAUUGAGAUUGGGGAAUUUCUCCCUCCUUUGUUUUCUAAAGGAGCUCUACUAGACUAUUUUCCUUCAAUUGUAUCUCACCAAAAGAAGCAUGCUAAGAAGAGUCUGAUAUUAUCACCUUGUCCUCUGGCCACAGACUUACUUUUCACCAGAUGGCUUACGAAUCUCUUGCACCCUGAGACUGCUUGGUUUUGACAGGGACCUUAAGGUAUAUGAUAGCUAGGCUCGGGGUCUAUCAAACCUUUGAGAAGAACUUUGAGCAGGAACUUUGCACGCAUCUUGAGUGUCUCUUUUGUUAGUGACACUCUUGCUCAGUAGGUCUAGGUGGCAAUACACAGCUUUCUAUUCAAAGUAGAAAGUGGUGAACGUCUGUUUUAGGGUGUUUUCAGGGUGUUUCUAGACUAUGUAAAUGAAUUCAUAAAAAGGAAGAUUUUAUGAAAGAUUCAGAGGAAUGAGAGUAACUUGGGAAUGAGACUCUCAUUUUGUCAAUAAACUAUUGUUAUAGUAUCUGUACCAAAAAAAAACUUCCCACAAAAAUGGAUCACUGCAAUGCAACUCAUCUGAGCUCCCCUUCUUAUUAAAUAGAGUCCAAGGUUUCCAUUUGGUGUCUGGGUACUUGCUCCCUUCCCAUUGAAACCUGGGCUGCACUUUCCCCUUUUGAGGUGGGACUGAGAAAGAACAUACAGGCCUUUUUCCUUCUAUGCUUGUGUCCACAUAGGAGCUUGGAUUCUUUGUGUCUCUUCACAGUGUGGAGAAAGGUGGUGGAACAGGCACAGGUGUGUGUUACUCUGGCCAUCCAAACGGGAGAUAAGCAAGCACAUCACUAUUAAAAGGCCAGAAAUAUCUUAGUCCCCUCAUUAACUCCUGUCCCUAUUGUCUUCCUGUUUUAUUUCCAAAGUAUUUUAAUUUCCUCACCCUUCACUUUUCCUAAGAUUCCUCCAAAAUCAGUGAGCUACAAGCAGGGAAAGUAACAAAUUUGUCCACCCACCUUUUCUUUGUGUCGUGUGUUUUUAUGUUUUUUUUUUUUAACUAAGCUUGAACCAAAGUCAAUUUUUAGCAAGCUGCUGUACUAAUGGACCAGUUUAUAACGUGCAGAUCAGACACAUUGAGGAGAUGCUACUGACAAUUUCUUUUUUUCAUUUGUCUUUAUUAAUUUUAUAUAAAAGUUGCUGCUUGUUUUAAUCUUUUAUGUUAGUAAAUUGUAAUAUCUUUUGAGCAGACAUUUACUUGAUUUUUAAUUAGUUUAUGUAGUUUGGUGUGUAAAUAGAAUGCAAUGUCAGUUACUAAUUUUUCUCCUCUCCAUCCCACUGUUUCUCUAAUGUAGUUAAAUUUAAUCUUUUUUUUUUCCUGACUUAAUAUUUCUAACUUUUAGUCUGUGUGAUUUUAGGGCUCUCAAAAUGAAACUGUAGCUCCCCAUAGUAAUUAUUCCCUAUCAUGGGAGUGGUGAAAGGAGGAAGAAUUCAGGGAGGGAAAUGUUGACACCCACCAUUGUGGGUUAGAGGUUAUAGCAUUUAUUUCCCCAAAUUGCUACCAAAGGAAAUGUCAAGUUCCUAGGGGCUUGGGCCCAAUGGAUUAAGAGGAAGGGCAAGGAAAGGCUGUUUUGUUUUCCUAUAUGAUUGAUAAAAAUAUUCCCUCCUCCAAAUAACACUCUACAAACUUUAAUAUUUAAAAAAAUUCUAAGCUUUAAGUGUCAGUGUGAUGGCUUCUAUACCAUACCCUGUCUGUAGUCUCUAGUCAUUUUGGGAAAAGGGGGUUCUUUCUACCAGUCCUGUGUAUGGGGAUCACUUUAUGAGGAUAAAUUUUAAGCCAGCAUAAAAAUCUGUGUUUAAAAGAAGAAAUAAAUUCUUAGACAAAGAUAACUUUUUUUUUCUUUUUAUUUUAUUUAAAAAACAAGUUGUAAAAUGAAAGGUACAUUUAUGCUUGUACACAUAAAACACUAAAACAGUUUGUUAAUGGAUAUUUAGCUUAAAAUCAGCUACCAUCCCCAGUCUAAUAAUCAUUGUAACUCAACUUGUAGUCAUUUUGAACUUCUGUCAUUUCAAAAAAUACUUUUUUAAUUAAGUGAAUCUCCUAAGCUAAAGUUCCAAGACUUAACUUAAUAGCCAAAUUAUAUAGAAGUGUAUGGAAAUUAAGGAGGCCUUUUGACCAAAAAAGAAGCAUUUGGUAGUUUCUGAAUUUCUAAGAGGAAAGGCCAGCUAGGUCAUUACAAUCCAUUGUACUGUUCUUUUUUUUCCCCAUAAUGUUAUGCAAAUUUUAUAUUAUCACUGAACUUGGUUAACACAUAUUAAACCAAAGACUAAUUUUCACUGCAUUUAUAGUGAUGCUCUAUUUGCCCAUAAUAAUGGGCCCUCCUUAGGGAGUGGUGAAUGUAGUUGUUUGAAUCAUGCUUAUCAUAUGCAGUUCCAUUUGGUCAUGAACUUAAUUAUUCCUAUAUAAAUCUGAAGGACAGAGCAAAAAGACUUAAAAAAGGGCUUCUCAUAGGAACAGUAUCAUUGUUCCUGAUUAAGAAAUAAGAUGAGCGCUGUAUUAAAUUAAAUGUCUGAAGUUACAUAGGCAGCUUUGUAGAAGUAAAAAUGGUCCAUAUCCAUUAAUUGACAUGCUAUGUACUUUUCUUGUUUGAUAAGAAAAACUAGUACCAUCCCAGUUACUCAGUCUAUUGCCAACCAAAUCCAACUUUCAUUUUUUUGUAGCACUAUACCUAUUUGUUCUUUAUGGAAGCAUUAUGAAGGUAUUCACAACUUUUAAGAAGAAAAAAAUAAGAUUACAUAUCUUCUAGUGAGAUUAUUUUUCCAAGUUAUUCUAUAUAAUUCAUUUAUUGUUGGGGAAGAAGCACAACUAUACUUCUUUUGAUAGUAUUUUAUCCUAUUAGCCCUCAUUUAUUUGGGAAGAUGGGGAGAAGCCUUGUCCAUCUUAUCCAGAAGCACAGAUAUUUGCUCAACACAAUAUUUAAAUUCAACCCAAUCUUUAAAAUCAAAAAUUUCAUUUUAAUUGCUAAGAAAGCUGGGCACAUUUUCAAAUAUAGGAGAUUUAUGUAGAUUUUUGAAGUUAUAAAUUCUAAUACUAAACAUUGUAAUUAGUGUGUAUUAAGCAUUUGACUUUCAAAAGAAAGCUCAUAGUCCAGACUAAAGUUAUUUCCAAACCAUGUCAUCCUCACAAAAUUUUCUUCACCAAGAGAAAAGUGAAAUUGAGGCAGAAAAAAAAAAUAAAAAUUAAAAAAAGCAGAAGCAAUGACAAGAAGUCAAGAAACCAUUAGCAUAUAAGUUGGUGAGGAGGAGGCUCAUGGUACAUGAUACCAGCUUCAGAACUCUGAGGGGGCCCCAAAGACCAGUUUGUAAUUUGAGGGCCCUCAGUUAAAGAAGAAUCUCAACAAUUCAUUUUGAAAGUUUGGUCAAAUCCUUUCUCAUUAAAUGAGCAUCUCAAAUUGAUGAAAUUAAAGUUUUUUUUCUUCAAGCCAUGCUGAUUAGAGCUGAAAGUAUUAAAAGACCAUCGGUACUAAUGGAAAGACUUACAGAUAAUGGACCAGAACUGAUGGAUUGAGUCAUUCCAAUGUGAGUUCAUUCAUGUACUUGUAUGAAAAAAAAAAAAAAACCUUUAAUGUGUAACAUUAUUCAUAUAAUUGUAGCCUUGAGUAUCUUGAAGUCAUAUUCAGUGUUAAAACAUUUGAAGAUGACAUGUAAAAUAGCGAUUCUUUCUUAUCAUUUGCCUUCACUUAGAAAGAAAAGGAUCCUUUUUUGUAGCUCUUUUAAGAAGUGUAGCAAUUGUGCAGAUUUUGCAUAGUGACAUACACAGUACAGACCUGAGCUUAGGAUAUGAAGAGGUUAAAUUGCUUUUAUAGUUGAAAUCUAAUACUAAUCAUGUUCUGCCUCAUCCUUUUCUUAGCCCAAAAAGAGUAAGUGAGACUCUCAGGUGUUGAAAACAAUGUAUGGAAAGCUUCCCAUAGGAAAGCAGGGGAGUGUGUCUUCUCAGACUUGUCCAUUUACACUCUGAUUUCCACAUGGAUUAUGAGUUCUUUCUUUCCUUUAGCCAUCUUAUUCCAUGAAGCAGUCCCUUAUUUAGGCUCUUCUUGACCUUUGCAAAAAGUAAACUUGAGACUCUAACUUUGAUGCUGUACUUUGGAUCUAUUCCCCCUUCUCUUUUCCUCUUCUCUUUGAGUGGUAAUACCUUCAUCUGUGAGGAAAUGCUCGAGGGUAACAGCUAGCUUCUGGCACCUUCAUUAAAUACCUCAGCUUAGCUUAGCAUUGUUGCAGAACUGGUUUUAAACCAAAAACCAAAUAAGUAAAUGAAAACCUUUAUAAAUAGUGGAAAUGAUUCUAGCUGUAGCACUUAGUUGAACUGAUGUUUAUUAUGAUUGAUGCUGUAUGUAUUUUGGGAUCCUGAUUAUAGGUUACAAUUUAUAGGGUUAGGGAGGGUUGGGGUCAGGAAAGAGAAGUUGACUAUGGUAGUGUGUGUUGUUUUUCCUUAUACCUGUCUUGCCAAAGGAAGCUUGAUUAAUCCUAUGACUGGGUUUAGAUUUGUUGGCCUCUGUGGUCUGACCUACAGCAUAGUGUGAUGAUGCCAGGUUACACCAGAGUGGUCCCCAGGGACAUCUGUACCCCUUCCUAUGGUUGCCUGUGUUCCAACCCCUGCCAGCCUCUCCUAAGGAUUCAUUUCUUCUGUCUGCAGUAAACAUGGAUGUGUGGGUGUCUGGAGGUGUGGUUAAGAAUUAGAGACAGAAAUAGACUUGUAUCAUUUAACCCAAUAAGUAAAGGAGAGAGGAGUGAUUGAUACAUCAUCAUAACCUGGGUAAAUUAAAGUCAAACAGGUUAUUUUUGUCAUCUUCAGUCACGUUACUGAAUUUUGUGCACAUUUUAAAGCCAACCAAACACACAGAGGGAAGUCCAAGCAGUUGAGAGCCAGUCUGUUUACCUCACACUUGUGUUUGGAAUCCUGUUUAUAGGUUACAAUUUAUAGGGCUAAGGAGGGUUGGGAAUUGGUAGCUGGUGAGGUGAAACAGUUAUUUUUAGGAAGAUGUAAGUGAGAAAUGAUGCUGGGAAAAAUACAACUUUCUACCCAGCCCCUAGCUCCUCUAGCUCAGAUACAGACUAUAUGUCAAAAUAAGCAAUUUUAAAUCAGUGGUCAGAAUCACAUAACAAGUGGAAUUUUGGUUUGCUAUGCCAUCAUUUAUCCUUCAAAACAGGCAGGGGAAAUAGGAGCAAAAAGCUGCAUUUUGGCAGAACUUUAUUUUUUUAUGUCUUUCCUCUUUUCCCAUUUUUUGAAGGAAGUCUUAUUGAUUAGCACCUGACAUUGGAAAGGAGACUAGUCUUACUCUCUAAGCUUUGUGAAGAUGGGUUAAGGUGCUCAGUAUAGCGGUAAUGUUGUCUGAACUGCUAGGAAAUUUUGGAAAAGGCAAAAGAAAUUUUAAAAAAUUUUUCUUUUCUCUAACACUUAUAAGUAGAACCAGCUGACUUGUUUUAAGGUAUUUCUUACAUGUGCCAUCUCUGUUCUGUCCCUUGUAAAGGAUAAGCAUUUUUAAGAGUAGGAUUGCAUGGAAAGCCCAAAGAUCUUCCUUCACACUCCCUUGGAACUGUGUUUUUAUAUACAGGCUCUAGGAAUUUGAGUAGUUUGUUUUGGUGUACUAUUAGGACACAGAAAGGGAGUGAGAACAAAGAAACUUAUUGCUCACUUAGUAUUUCUUCAGAAGACCUUCAGGGUGCAGAAUUUAAGCUUUACUAAUGAUCUUACUGAUCUAACAUUAGGUGAAAGUGGUAUUGACAUUGUGUGAUUUUCAAAGCACUAGAUAGGUUUGUAAGUAGGUGAUAAGGAUCUUAAACAUAAGGACCCUUAUUUUUUAAUUUUUUUUUUUUUUUACCAGAACACCACUGAGCACCAAUGAAGUUCCCUGAGCAGGGCAUGGAGGGUGAUCCCCAUUCCCUGUUUCCAGAUUUCUCCAGAUUCUGUGUCCCCCCUCUUCAAGGACUCCACCCAGUCCACCUGGUUCAGGGAAACUUUCCAAAAAAAGUUAGACCACAAAACUAACUUUCUCUAAAAACAUUGAGUCUGCUGCAAAGUCCCCCUGUUAUCUUUGUGUGAAGCCAGGCACAGCCUCACAGGAACUUUGGUCUUCACUUGGCUGCAGCAUUACACUCUGUCUUCACAUCUAUAAGUAGACUCCCAGAGACAGUGCCGCUUGGAAAUGUGGCAUCCACAUGCUUGUGUGAACUUGGGCUCCCCUUCCAGUGAGAAAGGACAGAGUCAGGUAGAGAAAGGGCUGUGUCCCCACCUGGCCCUCAUAGCAUCUCAAGUCAACAAUAGCAGGAAAUGAAUACACUUUCAGAGGCAAAACUGGCAGUUCUGUUGGUGGGAGGCUGUCUGGUUCUGAUCCUGCACAUGGACACACUGUGGCAGCAGAGUAGUACAAGGCCUCGUUUGUGUUUCACUGCAAAUAAGAAUGGGGACAGGGACAGGAAGGAGGGCAUUUAAAUCUUCAUCUCUCUUAGCUUUGCCUUUCUGCAGCCUAAGCAUGUGUCUACCCUGAGAGCAUGUGAUGGGGAGAGACACACAGGCUCUCCCAGCCUCUUACCUCCACCUGAGUGGACGUGUAUGUGUGGUUCAGGGCACUUGAGUCCCACUCUAAGGAAAGGCCCCUUCCUCUGUGCUGGUAGCAAGGCAAGUGUGGGCUUCCCGUCCACCAUGCACCAGGAGCUAUCGUAUACCUCAUUUCUGAUGUUCUCAGAACCCUCCCUAUUUCAUAUUGAACUCUGGCAUAUAACAUCAGGGACCUGGAGCCUCUGAAUGUCGCUGCUGAAAAGCUACUGCAAACUGAGGGCAAAUUGCAAUCUUCUCUUUCUUUUUGUUGCAAGGGGUCUUCAGAGUCUCUCAGUACUGCUUGCCUGCCCUCCUGCCCCUCUCCCCUCACCACCCUGCCAGCCACACCUCCUCUUGUUCUGUCCCUGGGAUAGGGACAUCCCUUCCCCCAGGCCUCAGGGCUCUGCUGACUUUCAGGACUUUGGGUGGGAAGGGAGACAUGAAGACUCCUCAACACUGACUGCUGCACACACAUCUUCCUUUCGUUUCCUUUGAAAUUACCAAAAAAAAAAAAAAAAAAUCCAAAUAUUUAAGUUGUGUUUUAUUAUUAUUUGACAAUCUUCUACCCAGUGGGCACACUAGAAGCUGCAUCCCCAGCCUUUUCACCUUUCCUUUGAAUGUAAUUCCCAGCCUUCAGUCCACUCCAAGUGUUGACAAGAGCUUUGCCAGGUCCUGGUACUGCUGCUAUAAGCCAGGGGAGGGUGGUUUCUUUGUUUUGUUUUGUUUUUUAAAUUUCCAGCCAAAACCAAAGAUUUCUUAAUGAUUGUAUAAACUCAAAACAAACAAAAAAGCCAAAGAAAGGGGGAAGUCUUCAGUGUCAGUCUAGUCUGUGGCGUCCUGGCAUCUGGAUGAAGGAGGUUGGCAGGUGGUGCCUGACCUGAGGGCAGAAGCCUGGGGCAACUGGCUCCUGCCAACCUGGGAGCAUGCUUGAAGCACAUUAGCCAUUUCCGAUUUUCACAAGUGAUGGUCUAGAUCCAUCACCACCAUCCCCUACAACCAUCACAGUCAGUGCAGGUAAUUCUGGCUGGCUGCGUUGCCUUGGACUCCACAGAGCGAGAGACACUGAUGACACUGGCGUAGGAUUGGUGGCUCUGUUGGGUGCUUUAACCUUGGGUGGGGCUCCAACAUCAGCCGAGGUGCCCUUCUAAACUUUAUUUUAUUUUAUUUUAUUUUAUUCUUUCUUUACUGGAACUGCUUGGAAGUGGCUGUCCCUUUUGUGAGAACAUGCAGAUCAAUUGUCAAGGUUUUUGGUUUCCUUAUUGACAUUUUUCCCUUUUGCAGCAUCACUGUGCAACUAUGCAUUGUACUUCACAACCUUUUGUGCUAGGUAGAUGCCUGUGACUUUUUAACUUGGGGUGGGAGUGGGGGUUACAAAUGAAGGAACUUUUUACAUGAAUCUUUUUAAUCUCAGUUGAUUGCGGGGUGGGGGGUACUUGGUUCUAGGGUCAUACAAGCUCUAUCCCAAAGCAAAAUCCAAAUGUUAAUAAUAUUAGCCUGAUGCAGAUACCAAAGAUAAUUUCUUUCCUACAGAACCUUAGAUGUGUGUAUGAAGUACGAUUACCCGGCACUUGCAUUAGUGUAACCUCAGUAAUUCCAAAGCUUAGAUGUAUAUUUUGGUAUAUUUCUGGGAUAUUAAAUAAAAAUGUUUAACUUCUUGUUUGUUUCAGUGUAAUGCUCUAAAGUCAUAGCAUGAAGAAAAUCAAACUGUCCUAUUCUUAGUCGUUUGAAACAAUAGUAUUUUUGUAUGUUUUGGGUGUGUCUACAUAUGUAUUAACAUAACAGUUUUCACUGCCUAGGUGUUCAUAAUAAAAAAGAAAAUGAAAAAGUUCUGAGUGUACGUAAUGUUUAGUAAUAAACUUCUCCCAGGUCCCAUUUGGAUUGCGUAUUCACUGAUUACUUGUUCCCAGCUGGGAUUUUAUAUUGUUUUAGAGAGACGGCGAUCAUGAUUUUCUAAAGAUGUUUUCUUCCUUCCUCCCUUUCUUUCUUUCUUUCCCUUCCUUCCUUUCUCUCUUUCUUCCUUUUUUUCCAUAUGUCUUUAAAUAUCUUACUCUCUUCACCUUUUUCUUCCUUUAAGAAAAAAUUGAUUCAGGGGUGUUUUUCCACUGUUGUCAAGGUAGGGGAACAAGGGAGAACUGGCCCCUUGGCCUCCCGAAACCUUUUAUGUACUUAACUUUGAAAUGUGAGUUUGAGUUCUCUUUUGUGGAAACUUAAGAUGUGGUGUAAAUGGUUCUUUCCAAACUUGCCCAGCAGCUUGAAUGAGGCAGUGAGGAUUCUGUGUAAUCUGUUGGGAGUCUUCACCAUUUCUCCCUAGGUCCUGGCAUUUGAGUGGCACUUGCAGGGCCUCACUGCCCCAGAGCGCCAGGUAGCCUUUUCCCUUCAAUAGGAAUAUUUUAUAAGAAUCAGCUGAUAACUCAGAGUUCAGGGACCUUGUGGCCUAGGCCCCUGGGAAACAGGUUUCCUUGCUUUUGAAAACCUAAAACACAAGCAACUUGGCAUUCGGGAAUAGCUGAUUACCUCCAAGGCCUGAGGAGGUGGCAGGGAUAUGAGUGUUGCUAUCUCUUCAAAGUACACUUUAUAUGAUCCCCCUCCUGGGCCUCCUGCAUCCUUGGGGAUUACAGGAUUGGAGAGGUGUGUAGGUGACAGUGAAUCUGAUGAAAUGGUAGAUUUUUGUGUAGAUGCAUUUGUCUGCUGUAAUUUUUUAUAUAUAUUAAACUUACUGUAACUGUACAGUUCAUUUCUGUUGUAAAACAUCAUUAAACUGUUUUCCACGUG